UGAUUAAUAAAUAAACAACAAGCGACUGAGCCGUGUACAUAAAAUACGUUUGGUGUAAAAUCAGGAGCUUUAAAAGUGUUUGCAUACUGUGUUUCCAACAGAAAAUUAAAAUGAUUGUGAUAAAAGACAAUAAUAUGAAGAGUAUUUGGCUGCUGGUGUUAAUUUCGUCCAUUUGUUUGGCAAAUGCACGACAAAUUCGAUACAGCCGUUACAAUACAGAAGUGAUAGAAGACAGUAUGGAGAAUCAAAACAGCUCUAGUGUCGCUGAUAAUCAAACUGUAGAAGAUGAAAACGAAGUAGAAGCGACAGUCCGAGAAAUUAAAUUGGCACCAUAUCCUGCUAGUGGCUUUAGGCCAUCAAGGGCAUUUCCUUUGCCAAACGAGGCAGCUACACGAAAUGUACAGAGUGACAUUGAGGCACAAGUAACAGAUGAAUCAGUAAUCGCAUCAACGACCGAGCCAAUAGAUUUUACAACGACUACGCAAGGAUAUGAAAGUGAGACCAUCACAACAAUUAAUGUGGAAGAAGAUAACUUAAAUGAAGAUGAUAGUGAGAGAGUAGAAGGUGGCGAGGAUGUGUUGUCAGAAGCAGCGGCUCCUAAGGCUCCUUAUCCACCAGCUGGCUUUCAACCUAGAAUACCAUUCUUAUUGCCUACAGAUAGUUUGUUUAAAAGCGAACAACAACAAGAAGCGUCAGAAAACUUGACAGAAAUUCCCAUUGAAGAGGCUACUGAAUUACCAACAGAAACUGAGAUCAAGGCACCUUAUCCAGCAGCGGGUUAUCGACCAUCUAAAGCGUUCCUCUUGCCAUCGGAGCAAUUGCAAUUAGAAAAUGAAAAUAGAGGGGAAGUCAACACUAAACAUGACAACAGUGAUCAUCCAGUAUGUGGUUCCAGCACGAAUCCUUUAGCUCCUAUGCCCUUGGAUGGCGAAAAAGAAGAUCCUGAUUCGGAGACCAUUAAUGUUAAUACCCAAACCCAAAGAUCACAACAACAAGAACAACGUGCUAUCGUAAUACCAGUACGUUUUUCGGUCCAUCCUCUCCUGCUAACCAGACCUCUUGUCUACAGUGCUCCCAUACCACCAUCAUCAUGGUGAAACGUUCCAGAUGUCAUUAUUGAAUUUCCUUCUUUUCUAAAAAAAAGUUAUUAAUCUACUAUUUUUCAGUAUUCCAUUUAAAUUUCUUCUGUUAAGUUUAUUUUUUUAUUCAUUAAUAUUUUCAAUAAGUUUAUACAAAAAGUAACACAAUAUAUUUUAUACGAAAAACAAA
Messenger RNA from Calliphora vicina (urban bluebottle blowfly), 1269 nucleotides. RefSeq lists its product as uncharacterized. The record is from RefSeq and is a predicted model, not a curated record. The transcript has a single exon. Bases 111 to 1097 code for a protein of 328 amino acids. Lineage: Eukaryota; Metazoa; Arthropoda; Insecta; Diptera; Calliphoridae.